This is a messenger RNA of Pipistrellus kuhlii (Kuhl's pipistrelle), 1504 nucleotides long. RefSeq names its product transmembrane protein 230 (gene TMEM230). The transcript is spliced from 4 exons. The coding region runs from base 176 to 538 and encodes 120 amino acids. Gene Ontology annotation, cellular component: synaptic vesicle; endomembrane system. Gene Ontology annotation, biological process: synaptic vesicle transport. NCBI's taxonomy places the organism in Eukaryota, Metazoa, Chordata, Mammalia, Chiroptera, Vespertilionidae. The record is from RefSeq and is a predicted model, not a curated record.
GUGACGCCACUUCCGCGGCGCCGCCUUCCUGUCCGCGGUUUCCGGUGUGGGCGGGGUGGGGCCGGCGGCAGUUAGGUGAGGCGUGUCAUGAGCAUCUCCGCUGGCCACGGCGAGCGGGCAGUGGACGCGCGGACGGCUGGGCACGGCGCUCCGACUGUAGCUGUGUCAGUGUGUUAUGAUGCCAUCUCGUACCAACCUGGCUGCUGGAAUCCCCAGUAGUAAAGUGAAAUACUCGAGACUCUCCAGCACAGAUGAUGGCUACAUUGACCUUCAGUUUAAGAAAAGCCCUCCUAAGAUUCCAUAUAAGGCCAUUGCGCUUGCUACAGUACUGUUUUUGAUUGGCACCUUUCUCAUCAUCAUAGGCUCCCUCCUGCUGGCGGGCUAUAUCAGCAAAGGGGGGGCAGAUCGGGCCGUUCCUGUUUUGAUCAUUGGCAUCCUGGUGUUCCUGCCAGGGUUUUACCACCUGCGCAUCGCUUACUAUGCAUCCAAAGGCUACAGGGGUUACUCCUACGAUGACAUUCCUGACUUUGAUGACUAGCACCUACCUUAGCCCGGAGGGGCAGAGUCAGAUGGGACUGAGCUCAGCUUUAAGAUACUGAGCAGAAACUAUAGCUUAGGGCUAAGGAAUUCUGCUGGUGGCAGAUGCUUAACAAAAUAAUAGCCAUGUUUUAUGAGUCCAUCCUAAGAGCUUACAAUUAGCUAAUUAGGGCAUGCUUGAUAUUUCAAAUGGCCCUGACAAAAAGCUGACAAGCUUUUCCAGUGAACCUGUAUCUUGGAAGAAUAGCAAUGUUAAUUGGAGAAAGUGGGAGGUUAUUCUGUAGUGGGAAGUGUUGUUGCAACCACCCUUUUUAGAGUUGAGCAUUUAUUUUAAAUAGUCUUUAUUAUCAGUUUGUUCUUGUGGUAAAUGGAAGAAUGCAGUAUGUCAAAUUUCUUAUUACUAAAUAAUUUAUUUUGAAAAUAUGUAAGUAUCUUACCCCCUGAUCUAGUGGAAGACCUUGGCAAAAUCAAAUAUUAGUGUGGGUGCAUCUGAAAUAUUUUUUACUUGUUUUCUUAUUCAGAGCAAUCAGGAAUUUUAAACCUCAGAGCAAGUUUUCAAAAUGUAAACAUUCUGUUCACAUUCCUUGGCCAGUACUGAUCUGGCUCACAAGUUGGGCACCAUAUAAUUUGGGUAAUUCUGUCCUUUAUAGAUUAAGAUGUUCUGUAUGUCAUGCCUUUAAGGACUAGACUUUUGUCUGUUUUCUAAGGAUAAAUGUGGAUAAGUGGUUGUUAAGAGUUUAUAACCCCAUUGUUAGCACCUUGUAUAUGAUGUCCUUCUUCUGAAGAUUGCAAGAUUUGGCCUGGAUCCCUAGGGGUCUAGACUGCCUUAGUUUGAUUCUGUUUCCUAGUUUGCAAAAGGUGAUUUAUGUUCAAAACAAAAUGUCUAAAUCUAAAUCCUACACUUAAAUGAGUUAACUUUAAACAUAUUUCAGAAAACAUUUUAAUGAUUAAAUGAUAUCUUAGAUCC